Dermacentor silvarum is the source of this 1796-nucleotide messenger RNA. Its product is annotated as cytochrome P450 4V2-like. NCBI's taxonomy places the organism in Eukaryota, Metazoa, Arthropoda, Arachnida, Ixodida, Ixodidae. The record is from RefSeq and is a predicted model, not a curated record. The transcript is spliced from 11 exons. Gene Ontology annotation, molecular function: monooxygenase activity; oxidoreductase activity, acting on paired donors, with incorporation or reduction of molecular oxygen; heme binding. Bases 112 to 1677 code for a protein of 521 amino acids.
UAACGAGUGAGGGAGGUGCGGCCACUGUAUACCGUACGGAUGAGCGAAGACGCACACAUCUCGCGUGCGCCUAGUCCUGCCGUAGAUCGGUGACGCGAUCGGUGUAACGCCAUGGAGCUCUCGGCUGCGUUGUACGGGCCCCUUCCGGCCAGUAAAAUUAUCUUGUACUGUGUUUCGGCAGUUGUAAUUGUGGUGUGCUUCUACUGCGUGCAACUGUUGGCAAAGGCGAUUCAAGUCUAUGCUCACCUGCGCAGCGUUCCUCGACCGAAGCAGCGCGUUCCGUUCUCGUUUUUUUUGGACAUGUGGCUAAGAGCCGUCGCGAAAGAUUCGCCGCUGGAGAGGAAUGCGAGGAUAUUCGAAUAUGUGAAGUCCUUGUGCCACGAUAUUGUCGACCAAGACAUGACGAUGAGCUUCCACGGACCAAUGCCAAUACUUCUAGCAGUUACUCCUUCCAUUGUGGAGAGGGUGCUGUCUGGCACGGAAAACGUAAACAAGUCAUUCCUGUAUACCAUGAUGAAGAAUUGGAUUGGCAAUGGGCUUCUUACAAGUGAGAAGAGCAUUUGGAAGAAGCGCAGGAAAGCUCUGACACCGGCGUUUCAUUUCCGCAUCCUGGACGAAUACGUGCCCAUCAUGAACAGACGGGCCGCCAUGCUUACAGACAAGCUGGGCGACCUGAGCAGAGACUACUUCGAUCUGCUGCCCGUCAUGAGGCUGACUACGUUCGCCAUUCUCUUUGAAACUGCCAUGGGCGUAAAGCUGGACGAAGAAGACGUCGAAAAAACCCAGUUCCUGAAAGUGAAUGACGAAAUGGCCGCCUCAAUCAUGACGAGAAUGAUCACGAUACACCACUGGCCCGACUUUAUCUACAAGCGAACGAAGGAUGGCCGAGAGUUUUACGAAAAAGUGGAACUCGUAAAGAAAUACACGCAAGACAUCCUCAGAAGUCGCAAGAAGGCGUACAAGAUCGAAAGUGCGCAUGCUGAGCGGAAGCAGAGCUUCAUGGACAUCCUGUUGCGCAUGCACAUGGAAGAGGGCGUCUUCACCGAGGAAGAGAUCAGGGAGGAGGUCAACACGUUCAUGAUCGGGGGAUUCGACACGACAGCCAUGGCGGCGUCCUUCGCGCUCCACUUGCUGGGCAACCACCCGGAAGCCCAGGCGAAAGUCCACGACGAGCUCGAUGCCGUGUUCGGGUCUGACGAUCAACGGUCGGUAACCACGGAGGACAUCAAACAGCUCAAGUACUUGGACUGCGUCAUCAAGGAGGCCCUUCGACUUUAUCCUCCUAUUCCACUCAUUGCAAGAGAGCUCGGAGAAGACACCACCAUUGAAAAGUACACCAUUCCGAAAGGAAGCAUCUCCCUGGUCCUCAUCUACUUCAUGCACCGACACCCUCGCUUCUUUCCUCAACCAAACGCCUUCGUACCAGAGAGGUUCCUGGAGGCCGACAAGGAACGUCACCCGUUCCUGUACAUCCCGUUUGCCAGUGGUUCUCGCAACUGCAUAGGGCAGAAGUUUGCUCAACUAGAAGACAAGAUUCUGCUGGCUCAGAUCCUGAGGCGAUUCAAGGUGCAGUCGCAGAUUCCAAAUGAAGACCUUCAGAUGUCACUCGAGCUCGUAUUGCGCCCCACUCAAGGCCUGCAUGUGAAGUUCACGCCCAGAGACCGCAAGACCACGUGAACUGAGGCGAAGACGUGGUAGUGCGCUGUCACGCUAUGUCAAGUGGCGUCUUUUCUAUUUUUAAGCUUCACCGCAACAUUUAUUGAUCACCCUACUUCAAAUGACUAAUAAAGUAUCUC